AUGGCGCUGGCAACGAUAGAGUCAUCACCACCGUCGAUCAUCCCCACCGCCGCAUCACCACCGUCGAUCAUCCCUCACCACCACCCCCACCACCACAGUCACCUCAUUCCUCCACUCGCCAGCGGCGUUGCCGCCGCCUUCUCCUGCCUCAUUCUCCUCACCGUCUGCUUCCGCAAAAUCUCCCACAAACGCAUCAUCCCCGCUGAUUCCAAGCCGCCGCACUGCUUCUCCUACUCUUCCCUCCGCCGCGCCACCGACAAUUUCUCCGAAUCUCACCGUCUCGGCCAAGGCGGCUUUGGCUCCGUCCACAGCGGAACCCUUACCGACUUGAACCUAGAAGUUGCCGUGAAGGCUAUGGACGCCGGUUCUCUCCAGGGCGAGCGCGAGUUCCAGAAUGAGCUCUUAUUCGCGGGAAAGACUGAAUUAAAUUACAUCGUCUCGCUCAUCGGAUUCUCCUCUGACCAGAAACGGCGACGUAUGUUACUGGUGUAUGAGCUCAUGAGAAACGGAAGCUUGCAAGAUUGCUUGCUUCAUCGCAAAAGUUCGGGUUCGCCGUUCACCGUUCGGGAUCAGAAAAGUGGGUCUUUGAAUUCGAUUAUUUUCACUCAAUUUUACAAACCCAAUUUUGAGAAAUCUGCAUAUUUUUUAGUUUUGAAUUGA
Cornus florida is the source of this 660-nucleotide messenger RNA. RefSeq names its product receptor-like serine/threonine-protein kinase At4g25390. The record is from RefSeq and is a predicted model, not a curated record. Gene Ontology annotation, molecular function: protein kinase activity; ATP binding. Lineage: Eukaryota; Viridiplantae; Streptophyta; Magnoliopsida; Cornales; Cornaceae. Gene Ontology annotation, biological process: protein phosphorylation. The coding region runs from base 1 to 660 and encodes 219 amino acids. The transcript is spliced from 2 exons.